UUUUAGGCUAUUUACGAUAUGCUUGGAGCAUGCUCAUCAAAUAGGCCCGCUGAUUCUGCUGAGGAACGAGCGAAAAAUAUAUUCUCUAAAAUGGAUGAGAAUAACGAUGGUCAAUUAACACAGGAAGAAUUUUUAAAAGGCUGCCUUCAAGAUGAAGAAUUGUCGAAAAUGUUGGCGCCCUAAACUCUUAUUCUCAUUUAUGUAAACAAUAUUUUUAAACUGAAACUUCUUAAUAAUAAGCUAUGCACAAUAAACAUAACUAUUUAAAAAACA
Molecule: messenger RNA, 273 nt
Organism: Lucilia cuprina (Australian sheep blowfly)
Lineage: Eukaryota; Metazoa; Arthropoda; Insecta; Diptera; Calliphoridae
Product: neuronal calcium sensor 2-like
Exons: 1
Coding region: 19-183 (54 amino acids)
Molecular function (GO): calcium ion binding
Source: RefSeq, a predicted model, not a curated record